UGAAUAUGCCAUCUUCGCAAGCAGUUCGUUCGCGCCUCUUUUGAGGCGGUUAUGGCCGUCGUAUUUUUGUACAUUUAACAAAUUCUCGUAAUCUUAGAGACUUGUCAAUUCUGAUCGGUGAAAUUGCCCACCGAAAAUGCCGUUUCGCGACAGUCCCUUGGAAAAAUUCCUGAGCACAGUAUACAACAUUCUCGAUGUGCCGGUUACUGCUUUUCGAGAGAAAAUCGUCGUACCUAAUCAACAGAAGUAUCCGUGGUAUCACCAGCAGUUCCGCAGAGUUCCCACAAUCGCUGAGUGCAAUGUCGACGACAAUGUCUGUAUCUUCGAGGCUCAGACACAAUUCUCGAGAGAUAAGUUGGUGGAUAAGGAAAUUCUCAAUAUCUUAAAAAAUCGGUACGGAGACUGUACAAAUUUUGAGUAUCCAGACCUCGAGAAAUGUAAACCACUCUAUGAUAUGUACUAUGAUGCCCUAGACAACUGGUUCAUAAAAUAUGGUGAUUUAGGAUAUAACAACAGCGUUAUACACGCUUUUAUGAAACAGAAACAUCGCAUGAUUUGGGAGCGGAGACAUGGUCCUGUUGGUACGGGAAUGAGAGAAUAGAAAACCUUGCGCUCUGUAUUCGUGUAAUGUUGAUACUGUAGAUAAUAAAAUGAAUAAUCGAUUACAAGUACGGCAUUAAAUCGUUUUUCGAUAAAUUACAAUGUUCUGCAGAAAUUGAAGGACAUUGUGUGUAUGUACAUGAAGUGAUACAUUGGAAAGAUGGGAAAUAGACAACGGUCUAUUUUCACAUCUUCAUAGCGUGCAUGUACUGACAUAUGAAGACUAGUUGUCAAGGUAUAUAAAUGCCUUUUUUACAGAAACAAACAUCGCUAUAUUUGGUUACUUAUGUAUAUAUUUCUUUGCAUGACAAACUUUGUUCUCAUGAUUAAUUACUGCUGUGUUAAGAUUCUUAUACACUUUUCUUUUAUUCUAAGGGAGAACUUCGCAAUGUAAAAAAUAUAAGCUAUCCGACACA
Molecule: messenger RNA, 1016 nt
Organism: Orussus abietinus
Lineage: Eukaryota; Metazoa; Arthropoda; Insecta; Hymenoptera; Orussidae
Gene: ND-PDSW
Product: NADH dehydrogenase [ubiquinone] 1 beta subcomplex subunit 10
Exons: 4
Coding region: 137-601 (154 amino acids)
Source: RefSeq, a predicted model, not a curated record